UGGUGUUAGAAUAAUUAAUUCAAACAUCUUUGGCCCCCAUUUGAUUCCUUCUUCUUAGUUGAGUUUUGACUUCAUUCACAUCAACACCAGGCUACCUUCCAAUGCUAUUGUAGACUGAAACUAACGAAGAUGGAAACAAUGCAGCUAUCACCAUAGUAAUUCACCAAAUGAUUUUGACACAUAAAAUGCUUGCCAGUAUAUAACUUAACCUGAUCCAAAACAAGGCAAGAUAAUCCCCAUAGUAGUGCUCCCACGGAAAGAGAGAGAUGUUGACGAUAGUAGCGCUCGUCUUAAUUUUCCUUCUCUCAGUUUUCUUGCUGAAAAGAAGCAGUGCUCCCAAGGCAAUGGACAGCAUCCCAGGAACGUUGGGCUGGCCCGUUGUGGGGGAGAGCUUCUCAUUCCUCUCCACUUUCUCAAGCCCGGCCGGCAUCUUCAGCUUCAUGCAGGAAAGGCAGCAAAGGUAUGGCAAGGUGUUCAAGAGUUAUGUGUUGGGGAGAUAUACGGUGUUCAUGACGGGGAGAGAAGCGAGCAAGAUUCUACUGACAGGGAAAGAUGGGCUAGUGAGCCUGAAUCUCUUCUACACGGGGAAGCAAGUUCUUGGCCCGACGAGCUUGCUUACACAGAGCGGAGAAGCGCACAAGAGGCUACGAAGACUCAUAGGGGAGCCCCUCUCUAUGGAUGCUCUCAGAAAGUAUUUCCCAUUCAUCAAUGCUUUGGCCAUUGAGACCUUACAUCAUUGGUCCAACCGAAAAAUUCUAGUUCUUGAAGAGACUUCCACGUUCACACUGAAGGUGAUAGGCCACAUGAUCAUGAGCUUGGAGCCUACAGGUGAGGAACAAGAAAAGUUCAGGUCCAACUUCAAAAUCAUAUCUUCUUGUUUCGCCUCUUUGCCGUUUAAGAUCCCAGGAACUGCUUUUUAUCGAGGCAUCAAGGCACGAGAUAGGAUGUAUGCGAUGUUAGAUGCUACCAUUGCCCAACGAAGAAAGGGAGAAGGCUUCCAGCAGGAUUUCUUGCAGUCCCUGUUGAAGAAGCAUAGCAAAGACAGCUCAGAAGCAGACGACAACAACGAUGAUGAUAAUAAGCUUACAGACAAGCAAUUGAAGGAUAACAUAUUGACACUGCUGGUUGCAGGCCAUGACACCACUACAGCUGCUCUAACAUGGCUUAUCAAGUUUCUUGCAGAGAAUCCUGAAGUAUUAGAACGUCUCAGAGAAGAACAUCAGCAAAUUGAAAGUAGCAGAGAUGAUGGAUCAAGCCUUACCUGGUCAGAAGUGACCAAUAUGCCAUACACUGCAAAAGUCAUCAGUGAAACUCUUAGAAGAGCAACAAUUUUGCCAUGGUAUUCAAGAAAAGCUGCACAAGACUUUGAUAUUGAUGGAUACAAAAUCGAAAAGGGUUGGUCUGUCAACUUGGACGUUGUAUCCAUCCACCAUGAUCCUGAGAUCUUUCCCGAACCAGAGAAGUUCAAUCCUUCCAGAUUCGAUGAGCCACUGAGACCUUAUAGUUUUCUUGGAUUCGGAAAUGGACCGCGUAUGUGCCCUGGAAUCAACCUCGCAAAAUUGGAAAUUUGUGUUUUCAUCCAUCAUCUGGUCUGCAGAUACAGAUGGAAGCCCCUAGACAGGGAUGAUUCAGUCCAGCCAACGCUUGUGCGGAUGCCUAAAAACAAGUAUCCUGUCAUGAUAGAGCCUCUAUAG
This is a messenger RNA of Salvia splendens (bonfire salvia), 1694 nucleotides long. RefSeq names its product abscisic acid 8'-hydroxylase 3. Gene Ontology annotation, molecular function: heme binding; iron ion binding; oxidoreductase activity, acting on paired donors, with incorporation or reduction of molecular oxygen. Gene Ontology annotation, biological process: brassinosteroid biosynthetic process; brassinosteroid homeostasis; multicellular organism development. The record is from RefSeq and is a predicted model, not a curated record. NCBI's taxonomy places the organism in Eukaryota, Viridiplantae, Streptophyta, Magnoliopsida, Lamiales, Lamiaceae. The transcript is spliced from 9 exons. The coding region runs from base 267 to 1694 and encodes 475 amino acids.